CUGCCCUCCGCGCGUGUCCCUGCUGCGACGAUUGGAAAUGAUUGCCAUUCUUCACCCUAGAAUUACUAAGUCGUCACCUCAUCGCCCAGGAGCAAGUCUAUAUUACGCUGAGGGUCUAAGAAUGAGUGCAGUCAACAACUUCGCCCGCCUUCUCAUCGAAAGGCCGGCAGCAUGGCGCCCUUAGAUGAGGAUCCCUCGCGAGACCUGCUUCUGCAGCCCGCCAAAUAUCAUGCCAACGACUAUGGAUCGGUCUCAUCGUCGGAUCUCGAAGCACCAACUCAGCAGCAAGCCGUGCUCGACAGGUCCAUCGAAAAUGAGGUCCUGGAGGAAACGGCGGUGACGGGGCGCAACCUGGGCUGGAGCAGCGCAUACAUCCUCAUCAUGUCACGAGUCAUUGGCAGUGGCAUCUUUGCCACGCCGGGAGUUAUUGUGCAAUCUGUUGGAAGCGUGGGUCUUAGUUUGGUCUUGUGGCUUGUCGGAGCCAUCUUCGCGUGGUUCGGCUUGGCCAUCACCCUCGAAUAUGGCUGUAUGCUGCCCAGGUCUGGAGGAGACAAGGUCUAUCUUGAAUACGUAUACCGACGCCCUCGCUUCCUCGCUGCGACUCUGAUAGGCAUGCACUCGGUUCUCCUCGGCUUCACGGCGUCCAACUGCAUUGUCUUCGCCGAGUACGUGCUGUUCGCGCGUGGCGGAGAAGGGACACAGCUAGAGAUGAGGAUGUUGGCAGGCGGUCUGCUGACCUCGAUCGUUGUCAUGCAUUCCAUUUUCCUCCGAACUGGCAUUCUGAUUCAGAAUACUCUUGGCUGGCUCAAAAUCGGCUUGGUCGUCUUCAUGGUCUUCACGGGGGUUUUUGUCGUGUUUCUGCGACCUAGGGAUGCCGAUGCGUUGUCUCUUCCAGCGCAUAGUGCAGGAAUCUGGGAGGGCUCGAAUUGGAACUGGGGCAUUAUAUCAACGGCGUUCUUCAAAGUGUGGUAUUCCUACAAUGGGCUUCAGAACAUCAACAACGUCCUCAACGAAGUCAAGAAUCCAGUGAAGACGCUCAAAUCCGCGGCGUCGACAGCUCUACUCACAUCAUGCAUUCUGUAUCUUUUGAUCAACGUGGCCUACUUCCUGGUUGUGCCUCUCGACGAGAUCUCCCGAUCAGGCGAGCUCAUUGCAGCACUCUUCUUCCAACGAGUUUUCGGGGCACAGGCCGGACAAGUUAUCCUACCAGCCGCUGUCGCGCUCUCUGCCGCCGGUAAUGUCAUGGUCACGACUUUCAGCCAUGCACGUAUGAUCCAGGAGAUUGCACGUCAGGGCAUCCUACCAAUCGGACCUAUCGCCUCAUCUUCCAAACCCUUCGGUGCUCCUAUGGGCGCUCUUUUCAUCCAUUGGAUUCCAUCGAUGCUGGUCAUUUGCCUACCACCAGGCAACGUGUACUCCCUCAUCCUUGACAUCGAGGCGUUCCCAGCGCAGUUCUUCGCGAUUGCAAGUUCUUUCGGCAUCAUCUGGCUGCGCUGGCAGCGUCCGGAUCUACGCCGCCCGUACAAAGCAUUUCUACCCGCUGUGUGGAUCAGGAUUGCCCUUUCAGCGUCUUUGAUCCUGGCACCCUUCGCCCCUCGGCCGGGUCUGAAUUGGCGAGAGCAUCUUUCGGAGGUUAGCUACGCUCUGGUGGGAAGCACUGUGCUCUUGUUUGCCAUAAUGUAUUGGUAUGUGUGGGCGAAGCUUCUUCCUCGAUGGGGAGGCUAUCGGGUCGAGGAGGAGGCGGCGAUAUUAGACGACGGAACGACGACAUACAUCAGGCCUCAUGUUGCGCAAAAGGUGACUGUCCGCGACAUUGCCGGCGAGGAAGAGAAAUACACUCUCGAUAGCCACGGCUUCCAGAUCUAUACCCACGAAAGCAAGGAAAAGGACUUCCUCGACGACGACAAGAUCAAAGCAGAAUAUUAUCCCGAGACCGAGCAGCUGCUCAAGGAUGCCACCGGCGCUGUUCGCGUCUACAUCUUUGACCACACUAUCCGCCGUCAACCUAAAGACCGCUCUCAAGAUCCCACCAAAAUCCAAUUGCGUGGCCCAGUGAGGAGAGUGCACAUCGAUCAGUCUUACUCCGCGUCGGAAGACCGAGUGCGCCACCAUCUCCCCGAAGAAGCCGAGGGGUUGUUGAACAAACGCUUCCAGAUCAUUAAUGUCUGGCGGCCCAUCAAGACAAUCUUGAAAGACCCUCUGGCAGUCGCCGACUCCCACUCGGUUCCCGACACCGAUCUUGUUGGCACCGCGCUAAUCUAUCCCGAUCGACGCGGCGAGACGUACAGUGUGAAGGCGAACGACAAACACCAGUGGUACUACAAGUAUGGCCAGACGCCCAGCGAGGUGACUUUGAUCAAGUGCUUCGAUAACUUGGAUGAUGGUCGUGCGAAGAGAGUUCCGCACACUGCGUUUACCAACCCUGAUGAGGAGGACAAAUACGAUCGCGAGUCGAUUGAGGCGAGGUGUUUGGUCUUCUACGAUUAUUGA
Neohortaea acidophila is the source of this 2490-nucleotide messenger RNA. Its product is annotated as amino acid permease-domain-containing protein. NCBI's taxonomy places the organism in Eukaryota, Fungi, Ascomycota, Dothideomycetes, Mycosphaerellales, Teratosphaeriaceae. Gene Ontology annotation, cellular component: membrane. Gene Ontology annotation, biological process: amino acid transmembrane transport. The record is from RefSeq and is a predicted model, not a curated record. Gene Ontology annotation, molecular function: L-amino acid transmembrane transporter activity; oxidoreductase activity. The coding region runs from base 172 to 2490 and encodes 772 amino acids. The transcript is spliced from 9 exons.